Messenger RNA from Capsicum annuum, 990 nucleotides. Its product is annotated as probable carbohydrate esterase At4g34215. The transcript is spliced from 3 exons. Lineage: Eukaryota; Viridiplantae; Streptophyta; Magnoliopsida; Solanales; Solanaceae. The record is from RefSeq and is a predicted model, not a curated record. Bases 126 to 926 code for a protein of 266 amino acids.
GUAACAAUUUAAUUAUGUAUCACGAAUAAAUACAAGAAGCUAACCAAUUUCAUCCAAUAUAAAUACAGUAUCUGGAAAAGUUGAAUGGAAUUCAAUGAGGGAAAAACAUUCAUUCAGUCUAAUAAAUGGCAAAGUCAGUGGCAUUGCUUAUGAUUAUGGCUAUAUGCUAUUUGAAAGCUAUAGCAAGUUCACAGGUGAACAUCUUUUUGCUAGCUGGACAGAGCAACAUGUCUGGCCUAGGAGGUGUCGUGAUGAACAUAUGGGAUGGUAUUGUUCCGCCUGAGUGUAGUCCUAAUCCGGCCAUCCUCAAACUUGGUGCCAAUCUGCAGUGGGUGGAGGCAUCUGAACCUUUACAUGCAGAUAUAGACGUGAAUGUUACUUGUGGGAUUGGUCCAGGUAUGCCCUUCGCAAAUUCUUUAUUGAAUAAGACAUCGAGUCUUGGGAUAGUAGGAUUGGUACCUUGUGCGAUGGCAGGGAACAGAAUAAGCCAAUGGCAGAAGGGGACGUUCCUUUACAAUCAACUGGUGAAGAGAACCAAGGCUGUUACCCUGCAAGAAUUUGGGGUAAUUAGAGCUAUGCUUUGGUAUCAAGGGGAGAGUGAUACGGUGAGACCGAGUGAUGCAAAUACUUAUAAAGGAAAAAUGCAGCAAUUUUUCACUGAUUUGAGAAGUGAUAUUGGGAUGCCUGAGCUUUUGAUUAUCCAGGUGGCUCUAGCUUCAGGAUUGAAUUACACAGAGACAGUAAGAGAAGCACAGUUAUAUCCUGACCUUGCUAAUGUAGUAACUGUUGAUGCCAAGGGCUUGCAGUUGCAUAACGACAAUUUACACCUUACUGCUUCUUCCCAAGUCCUCCUAGGCCACAUGAUGGCUCACGCUUUCCUUCAGAGAAUAUCAAACACAUCCUCACUUAUUGGUAGCCAAUACUGAGAGAAUAUUCCAAUUACUUCCUCAACUUGUGCAGUCAAUGUAAACAUUCAAAAAGGAAAAAUGU